UCAUCGUCAUCACCAGCGGGCAAAGACUCCUUUGCUCUCUCUCCCACGCGGUGUCCCCCACUCGCGACUUUUGUUCGGCCACAGGUUGAUCAAUCCGUAGCCAUAUCCAGAAGCGGCUGCGGUCGCUGCCCUGCCCGUGCCGUCCAAUGCCGACGGCGCUCCACUCGCGCACGGAGGAGUAGGCAGGCGGGCGAGUCCUGCAGUCGAGCUGGCAGUGUAACGCUCUCGGCGCGGCCCCAAGCUGCCAACAGCGCACAUCCGCACCAUGUCCCGACGAGAUGGAGCGCUUCCUGCCAGCUUCGUCGAUGCCUCGGGCUCCACUAGGCGAGGCUCACGCGCUGGAAGUCGAGCGUCCUCUGUUCUCCCUGCCUCUUCCUCUCGCACGUCGUCGAUAGCCGCAACAAGAGAGCGCGACGGGUCGUCGUUGCCCGAAACGCUGGAUGCGCAAUCGCAGUCCAUCCUGCAUCCACACCCGCACUCCCACCUGUCCACCCUUUUGCCCUUUCAGCGACAGAUUCUGCAAUCCUUGAUCCCGCCGCCUGAUGCUCCGCUGGAUGAAGGGGAUGCACUGACCAUUCUUGCCCGAGGAUUGGGUCUGAGGACGAUCAUCAGCGCACUGCUAAGGUGCUACGACAGUCAGGACGCGCUCAUCCUGCUGGUGAAUGCGGGCGAAGAGGAGAGCGCUGGAAUCGCCGCGGAGCUGGACCUGAUGGGAGCGAGAAAGCCUGGCUUGAGGAGAAUCGUGCACGACAGCAACGUCAGCAGCAGGCAAGAGCUGUAUGCCGCUGGCGGACUGCUCUCCAUCACCUCGAGAAUCCUUAUUGUCGACAUGCUCAACCACAAGAUUCCCAUCAGCAAGGUGGCUGGCAUCGUGGUGAUGCACGCCGAGGAGAUCACGCCUCUUUGCACCGAGUCGUUCAUUGCGCGGAUGUACCGCGAAGAGAACAAGGACGGCUUUUUAAAGGCUUUUUCGGACGAUGCAGACCGCUUUGCCAUUGGACUGAGUCCUCUGCAGACCGUGCUCGGUCAAUUGCGGAUACGAGAAGUGAGGGUGUGGCCCAGAUUCCACAAAUCCGUCAUUCGGGACCUGGGCUCAGGAAGGGGAGACGUGAUACAGCUGCACCAACCGCUCUCUAGAAGCAUGCGCGCCAUUCAGACGGCAAUCGUCGAGUGUCUCGACGCAACUCUGGGCGAGCUGAAACGAGGAGCUGGGAAUGUCGACAUUGAAGAUUGCACCGUCGAGAAUGCCCUCUUUAGAUCUUUCGACGCUAUCGUGCGCAGGCAGCUCGAUCCCGUCUGGCACCGUGUAGGAGCAAAGACUCGUCAGCUGGUCGGCGAUCUCUCCACUUUGAGAGGCCUUUUGAGGUUCCUUCUCGCGUACGACGCAGUGCGUUUCAACCAAUAUCUAGAGACUAUAUUGGCACACCAACCGCGCACCGGCUUGCCGUCCGAGUAUGCGUCAGGCGGACCUAGCCCCUGGCUCUUUAUGGACGCUGCAAAUACCAUCCUUGGCGAGGCGAAGCGUCGCGUGUACGUUGGAGAGGUCUCUGCUUCUGCGGAGCUGAACAUUGACGCCGGCGAGGAGGAGGCAGACGAAGUGGACGAAGAGGCAGAAGCUUUUGCAGCGGCCCACCAAGCGAGUCUCAACGAGGAGUUUGCCGAAGCGGAAGCCGCUCUUCGUGGCGGUAGCGCUGCCAAAGGGCAAAGCACGCGCAAAAAGAAAGAUCGACUUUGGUGGAUGCCUCCUGGCCUGGAAGCCGUGCUGGAAGAGAAUCCAAAGUGGCACUUGCUGCGAGAGGUGCUGGAUGAGAUUGAACAGGAAGUGCAUUGGAGCACCGUUGAUUUGACACAAAAGCAAAAGAACACUAUCCUGGUCAUGGUGGACUCGGAUCAGACUUGCGGUCAGCUUCGAGAGUACUUGGCCAAGAUGAAGCCCCUGAGGCACGGCCCUUCUGGUUUGGAAGACGCAGACGAUCCAAAUCCGGGGAGGAAAAUGAUGGAGAGACGACUGAAGCAUCACCUCUUUUGGAAAGGCAAUAUGGGAUCUGCUGCGUCGAAUGUGCCCGGCAACGCAGCCGCGAAUCCGAGUGCUGAUGGACGAAGCGCCACGAACGGCCACGCGUAUGGCGCGAGCGAACACGAUGGACGGUCCGCGGCGCUGAAGAGGAAGGACCAGGCAGCUGAAUUUGAUCGGCAUGCUAGCGCUCUCAAAAGGCGAAGGCGACGCGGCGGAGCUGUCGGUGGGGUUCCUUUGACUCGAGUCAAGGGCGGCGCAGCCGAAAGGGGCGCCGACAUGGACAAGGAGUCGGACAGCGUGGCGACAUUCAUGUCCCAAGCGCUUGCACGUGGACGAGAAGAAGCGAUCAUGAGCGGUGCCACCGAAGCGGACAUUGAAAUGCCAAGCAUCGUAGAUCUGGAUGCAGAUGACGAUGAUGUGGGAGAUCAAGACGAGGAAGAAGGUGGUGCGAAAGGCGGACUGGUAAACGCGAUCGCUCCCCCAUCCACCCAAAUGCUCAGUCAAAUGGAGUUUGAAAAUUACUUUGGCAUACUUAGUCCCGAAGAGCUGGUCGUUGUGCGACCGUAUCGGGGCGAUGCAGAUGACAAUAUGCUGCAAGAGCUCAAACCGCGCUUUAUAGUGUUGUACGACCCCAAUCCCGCGUUUGUUAGGCGUUUGGAGUGCUACAGAGCUUCACCCAUUGCCAAUGCCGUCAGAGUCUACUUUCUCAUGUACGCCGAGAGCGUAGAAGAGCAGCGCUACUUGUCGGAAAUGCGUCGAGAAAAGGAAUCCUUUGAGCGCCUCAUCCGAGAAAAGGCGAACAUGGCUUUGCCUCUGCUCGCAGAUGGGCGACCCUCGACCGAGGUGGAGCAACCUCUCCGAACGAUCAAUUCGAGAAUGGCUGGGGGCCAGAUCUCCGUCACAAACGAGACGCCGAGGAUCAUCGUCGAUAUGAGAGAGUUCAGAUCCAGCUUGCCGUCCAUGCUCCAUGCCGCGGGUGUCGAGGUCAAGCCUUGCACCUUGCAGGUAGGUGAUUAUGUCCUCUCACCGGAAAUGUGCGUCGAGAGGAAGAGCUUGUCGGAUCUGGUGCAGUCAUUCAACUCGGGUAGAUUGUACACUCAGUGCGAGAUGAUGUCCAUCCACUACACUCAUCCGAUUCUACUCAUCGAGUUUGACGAGCGCAAAAGCUUUUCGCUGCAGACCGUAUCCGAAGCAAAGACGCACGGACGGUCUACCAAUGUGCGCACAACCAAGCCUCACGAGCUCGACAUUCAGAGCAAAUUGGUUCUGCUCACCUCGGCUUUCCACCGCCUCCGCGUUGUUUGGUCGUCUUCUUCCCAUCAGACGGCAAACAUCUUUUUGGAUCUCAAGGCAUCUUACGACGAGCCGGACAUGGCUCGAGUCGCCGCUGUAGGCACCGACGAGAAUAGCGCGAACAACGAGACGGCCUUGUCCGCUGCUGGCUUGGCCGGCGGAUACAAUCUCACGCCACAGGAGAUCCUGCUCAGUCUUCCAGGCAUCACCACGAAGAAUGUGCACUACGUCAUGGGCGCUGUCAGGGAUCUGACAGAGCUGUGCGAUCUGAACGAAGAGGAGCUGACCAAGCUCAUUGGCAACGAGCCAGGCAAGACGCUUCAUCGCUUUUUGACACGUAACACGCUGCGGAAACCUAGCUUGCUCCGUCCGAGCGCCCAAGGUGCGAGGAAUUUCUAGCGCGAGCGGGCGGGUGCGAGACGAGCGCCCGAGGUGCGAGGAAUUUCGAGCGCGAGCGGGCGGGUGCGAGUGCGCAAGGUGCGAGGACGACAAGCGCGCGCGGGACUCGAUCUCAGGAACAUGUAGCACCACAGCACCGAAUGCAUGCAUGAUGGUCCACGGA
Molecule: messenger RNA, 3872 nt
Organism: Ceraceosorus guamensis
Lineage: Eukaryota; Fungi; Basidiomycota; Exobasidiomycetes; Ceraceosorales; Ceraceosoraceae
Exons: 11
Coding region: 266-3709 (1147 amino acids)
Biological process (GO): nucleotide-excision repair involved in interstrand cross-link repair; double-strand break repair via homologous recombination; resolution of meiotic recombination intermediates
Cellular component (GO): nucleotide-excision repair factor 1 complex
Molecular function (GO): damaged DNA binding; single-stranded DNA endonuclease activity; single-stranded DNA binding
Source: RefSeq, a predicted model, not a curated record